This is a messenger RNA of Capra hircus (goat), 930 nucleotides long. RefSeq names its product olfactory receptor 5W2-like. Gene Ontology annotation, biological process: sensory perception of smell; G protein-coupled receptor signaling pathway. NCBI's taxonomy places the organism in Eukaryota, Metazoa, Chordata, Mammalia, Artiodactyla, Bovidae. The transcript has a single exon. The coding region runs from base 4 to 930 and encodes 308 amino acids. The record is from RefSeq and is a predicted model, not a curated record. Gene Ontology annotation, cellular component: membrane. Gene Ontology annotation, molecular function: G protein-coupled receptor activity; olfactory receptor activity; odorant binding.
AGGAUGAACAGAGACAAUUGCUCCUCCAUGACUGAAUUCAUUUUCUUGGGAAUUACUGAUAACACUGUGAACAAAGUGACCCUAUUUAUCAUGGUUCUCCUUGUUUAUCUCAUCAGUCUUCUGGCAAAUCUUGGAAUGAUAACCCUGAUUAGGAUGGAUCCCCAGCUGCACACUCCCAUGUACUUUUGCCUUAGCCACCUCUCCUUCUGUGACCUCUGCUAUUCCACAGCCAUUGGUCCCAAGAUGCUGGUGGACCUAUUUGCCAAGAACAAGACAAUCUCUUUCUAUGGUUGUGCUCUGCAAUUCUUGGUCUUCUAUAUCUUUGCUGAUUCUGAGUGUCUCCUGCUGGCAGUGAUGGCCUAUGACCAGUACAAGGCCAUCAGCAGUCCCUUGCUCUAUGAGGUCAGCAUGUCCAGCAGGGUGUGCCCCCUACUCAUGGAUGGGGUUUACCUGGUAAGAAUGGCAGAUGGUCUGAUACACACGACAUUAGCAUUCUGCUUAUGUUUCCAUGGGUCAAAUGAGAUUAACCAUUUCUUCUGUGAUUUAUCUCCACUUUUCCGCCUAUCCUGCUCUGAUAUACAGGUCAAUGAGUUGGCAUUAUUCCUUGUUUUUGGCUUCAUUGAACUGAGUACCAUUUCAGGAGUUCUUGUCUUUUAUUUUUAUAUCGUCUUUUCAGUCUUGAAGAUACACUCUGUAGAGGGGAGGUUCAAAGCAUUCUCUACCUGCACCUCCCACCUAACUGCAGUGGCAAUUCUCCAGGGAACUAUUCUCUUUAUGUAUUUCAGGCCGAGUUCAUCCUACUGUCUAGAUCAAGACAAAAUGACUUCAUUGUUUUAUACUCUAGUGACUCCAAUGUUAAACCCUCUGAUUUAUAGCCUAAGAAACAAGGAUAUGAUACAAGCCCUAGAAAAAAUAAAACUUAAAAGAUGA